Messenger RNA from Protopolystoma xenopodis, 678 nucleotides. NCBI's taxonomy places the organism in Eukaryota, Metazoa, Platyhelminthes, Monogenea, Polystomatidea, Polystomatidae. The record is from the annotation of a GenBank genome assembly.
AUGCUAAGACUCGCAAUGCUUACUGACGAUGCCGACUACGAUGCCGGAGAAGCGUCUGCGAAUGUACCACUUCCACGCUCCGACUCUGGAAAUUAUCCGGACGAGGUACGUUCCUCUCAGCUACAGUCUCGACCUCGCCUAGGUCUAAUUGGCACCUCAGAGGGAAUCGAACCUGAGUACUGUAGCGCACCACUUCAACAUGCCAAUUCAGCUGUUGGCCAUCUUUACUCUGCUAUAGUUCUUCUCCUUUGGACUUCUGUGACAGGAACUCUUUCGAAUAAAUCAUUCGGAGGCAAAUGUUUAUGCUCAUUACUCGGUACUAAUGAGCCUAUUGUUUCUGUUCCUAUUAUCCACAAUCACUUCUCGGGACUGGCAACUUUCUUGCAGGAAUUAAAUACUCCUCAGUCUGACCACUUCUGUCUCGAUGGAGCAGAGGAGCAGCAUCAAUUAUUCGAGAUGGGAGAACAGUUAACGGAGGCGGUAAAACAAAACUCUAAGGCAAUUUUCCUUUGGAUUCCGGUGAGCAAGAUCAGCUUGGUUGAUCUGGCCGGAAGCGAGCGAGCCGACGCUACUGGAGCGAAAGGCACGCGGCUGAAAGAGGGUGCUAACAUUAACAAGUCGCUGACAACCCUGGGAAAAGUGAUCUCGAGUCUAGCAGAGCUUGUGAGCAUCUUUUAA